Messenger RNA from Bacidia gigantensis, 3570 nucleotides. RefSeq lists its product as uncharacterized. Lineage: Eukaryota; Fungi; Ascomycota; Lecanoromycetes; Lecanorales; Ramalinaceae. The record is from RefSeq and is a predicted model, not a curated record. Bases 1 to 3570 code for a protein of 1189 amino acids. Gene Ontology annotation, cellular component: nucleus; condensed chromosome, centromeric region. The transcript is spliced from 7 exons. Gene Ontology annotation, molecular function: histone binding. Gene Ontology annotation, biological process: mitotic chromosome condensation; mitotic cell cycle; meiotic chromosome condensation.
AUGGACAGUAAUACUGAGUUCGACAUCAAUGAUGCGCUGAAAUAUUAUCUCAGCGACCCUGCUUCAAUCGCGACACCAGAGGCAGACGGGAUCCUUCAAGACUGCGAGACCGCUCCCGAGUCUCUGACUAGUGCCACGGUGAACAGCGUCCUCAAUCCUAUUAUAGAUGCGAUCGCGGUGAAUCCAGAAGCUCUAUCAAGAAGCUCUGUAUUUGAUUCUCUGCAAUUCUUGCUCAAACAGGCUUCGCUAUUACCUGCUCAGACUUUGAGCAAACUAUUUGACCUGCUCAUUUCCGGCCUCUCUGCUCAGGCAGACAUCGUCAACAAUGACCUGGAAACGGAGGACCCGGGAGCAACGCGACAGCAGAAGCACUUACUCGAGAUGUAUGCAUUCCUCUUACAAUGGUCGAUUUCAGCAGUCGAGGUCAAAACAGCGGAAAAGCCUAGCAGUGCUUUGACAAAAGUCAGAGGGAAGGGCGCAAAGUCAAAAGCCAGCCUGAAAGAUGGGAGCUGGGACUCCGCAGCGCAAGUGCAAAGUGCUCUUGAUACUAUGUGCAAGGUGUUAAAGGUCAAGUUGGCAAAAAUAUUCGUGACUACCUCCGAACGGGACACUUUCAUAAGUCUUUUCACCAGACCCGUGUACCUGGUCAUGGAGAGCGAACAGCGUGUCAAGCUUACGGCUUUACGUAUGCAUGCUUUCAAGGUACUCUGUAUAGCGAUCAAGCACCAUGGGCAUGCUUUUGGUGCUCAAACGGCCAUCGUACAGAAUCUUACAUAUUACGAGCAUUUGGCGGAGCCAAUGGCUGAAUUUGUGCACAUACUUGCUGAACAAUACGACUAUCCACAGCUCGCAGAUGAAGUCUUGAGAGACUUAAGUAACAAGGAAUUCAACAACAACGACAGCCGAGGACCAAAGUCCGUCUCCACUUUCUUUGUCAAGCUUUCAGAGUUGGCUCCGCGGCCAAUCAUGAAGCAGAUGACGUUGCUUAUCAAGCAAUUGGAUAGCGAGGCAUACGCCCUUCGCUGUGCUAUCAUUGAAGUGUGUGGAAACUUAGUCGCCUAUCUAAGCAAACAGGAAGAACGAAACGAAAACUCCAAGGCACAAAUCAACGCAUUUUUUGACAUUUUGGAGGAAAGGUUUUUGGAUACUAACCCGUACUGUCGUUGUCGAACGAUACAGGUCUACGUCAAGAUUUGCGAUCUAGAUCAGAAGUUCCCCAAACGGCGUCAGGCGGUUGCCGAGUUGGCUAUACGGAGUCUUGAAGAUAAAAGUAGCAACGUCCGCCGCAAUGCUAUCAAACUUGUUGGUAAAUUGGUCUCCACCCACCCGUUUAGUGUUAUGCAUGGAGGCCAAUUAUCGUACUCUGAAUGGGAUGAGAGGCUAAAGACCGUUGAAGCACAACUCGAUGCUUUGAAGCCUCCAGCUGACUCGCCAGGUCUGGGGAAGAGGCAGAGUCAGGCUGAAGGAGCCGUCGAUAGUGCGCUACUAGAUGAAGCAAGCACUGUAGAGAGCCCUCAAAAGGCACCUGCAUCAAUGACCGAGGUGCAACGGGAGGAGGCCAUGAGAAAGGCUGCCGAGAAUGCAGCAACGUCAGAGCUUCUGAACAAAUUACAACUAACGCGGAAGUAUUAUGUCGAAGCAAUCCGCUUUAUCGAAGUCCUUCAUGCUGGGACUCCGGUCGUGUGCCAAUUGUUGUCUUCAAAAAACAAGAGUGAAGUAAUAGAAGCCAUGGACUUCUUUGUCAUUCUCGACGCGUACAAGAUCGAGCCCGCAAGAUUAGGGAUUCGCCGAAUGCUACGAUUGAUCUGGACUAAAGGCAACAGCGACGAAGGUAAAGGAGUACAGACCCACCUCAUGGAUUGCUACAGAGGUCUCUUCUUCACCGCGCCGGACACUUUCAGCGAGAACGAUGCAGCAAACUACGUAGCACGGAAUAUGAUCAGUCUGACUUUUGGUGCGACCCCAGCUGAGCUGACAUCUCUAGAGCAGCUUCUUAACACAAUGGUAAAAGUUGAGCUUGUCUCUUCUCUGGUUGUGAGAAAGCUGUGGCAAGUAUACGGUGUCCAAAAGCAAGAGAUCUCUAAGACCCAGAGACGAGGAGCCAUCAUUGUCAUUGGAAUGCUUGCGACAGCAGACCCUGAGAUCGUUUCGAGAGAGAUGGAAACAUUACUUAGAAUUGGCCUUGGACCCCUUGGGCGCAAGGACCUCGUCCUAUCAAAAUAUACAUGCCUGGCUCUACGCCGCAUGCACCCGACCAAGCAGCAGGGAAAGGAGCAUAGUGCCCCUGUUGUGAGAUUAAGCAAUGAACAUGCGAUCUUGAGUCAACUGGCAGCAAUGGUUGAGCUUGUUUCUGAUAGCAAGGAAUGGUUUGGAGUUGCUGAGCAAGCCGUUGGUGCCAUCUAUGCUUUAUCGAAGCAUCCAGACUCUCUAUGCUCCGCAAUAGUUCGAAGGAAGACGCAGUCUGUGUUCAGGCCGUACGGUCAGCAAACCCAAGAAGCGAUUAAUGGUAGGGCGGGAAACGAAAGCGGCUUGCCUUCACCGCCCCCAGAGCAACCCGAACAGCGGCAGAAAGGAAGUCUGGCUCUGUCGCAGUUGCUCUUUAUCGUCGGGCAUAUUGCAAUCAAGCAAAUUGUCCAUUUGGAGCUGUGUGAGCUCGACUUCAAGCGGAGAAAAGCGGACAAAGAGAAGGCUAGAGGUAGCAAUGCAUCUCCAACCAAGUCAGCAAACGUCGACGAGCAAGAACUAGAUAUGAUUGGUGGUACAACAGAAGACGAUUUCACCGAGGCCAUGAACAGCAUCCGAGAACGAGAGCUUCUCUACGGCGAGAACUCGUUGCUCUCGAAUUUUUGGCCUUUGGUCACUGAAAUUUGCGCGAACAACACAAUCUACCCUGACGAAGACCUACAAGCUGCAGCAACACUAUGCAUGGCCAAGCUGAUGUGCGUAUCCUCCAAAUUCUGUGAAACAAAUUUGCCACUUCUCAUCACCAUCCUGGAGCGGUCACAGAACCCAAUAACGCGAAGUAAUGUUGUCGUUGCGUUAGGCGACAUGGCGGUUUGCUUCAACCAUCUCAUUGACGAAAACACUGACUUCCUCUAUCGCCGGUUGAGUGACUCAGACGGCUCUGUGAAACGUACUUGCUUAAUGACACUGACAUUCCUCAUAUUGGCUGGGCAAGUCAAAGUCAAGGGGCAACUUGGUGAGAUGGCCAAAUGCCUAGAAGAAUCAGACAAGCGUAUUGCGGACCUAUCUAAGAUGUUUUUCACCGAGCUCGCCACGAAAGACAAUGCGAUCUACAAUAAUUUCAUAGAUAUGUUCUCCUUACUCAGUGCGGAGAAGGAAUUGGAAGAGGAUGCAUUCAAGAGGAUCACCAAGUUCCUUUCCUCGUUCAUCGAAAAGGACAAGCACGCCAAACAAUUGGCAGACAAGCUAGCUGCUAGGCUUCAGCGUUGUGAGACAGAACGACAGUGGAACGAUGUGGCUUACAUACUAUCGUUACUUCAACACAAGAAUGAAGACAUUCAGAAGACGAUCAGCAACGGGUUUCACCUUGUCGAGGCUGCUGCAUGA